AUGGAAAAAACCAAAACAAAGCAAGGAGAGAAUGAACAUAUGCCGAUGAAUAAUCCUUCCACACAAAUUUACCAGGCUUCGAAGUACAAGCCUUCCCUGAACCUGACUCCAGUGGGAGCCCGCCUUCAGCGGCAGAAUGGAGGGAUCAUAACCUCUCUAGAGCAGCUUCAUGAAAAAAUCAACGAGAUGAGCAACGUGUUCAACUCGCUGGAGAACAAGUUGCAGGCCCUGGCCUCUGAACUCAAAACUGGUUUCACAGAAGCAAUGCAAGAACUGUCAAGAAUUCAACAUGGAGAAUAUGCUGUGGAAGAAAAGGUUAAGACCUGCAAAUGUUCCAUGGAAGAAAAAGUUACUGAAAUGAAGAAUUCAUUAAACUAUUUCAAAGAAGAACUGAGCAAUGCCAUGUCAAUGAUCCAGGCAAUCACUUCCAAACAAGAAGAGAUGCAACAGAAAAUUGAACAGCUUCAACAGGAGAAGCGAAGAGAAUCUCGAAAAGUGAAAGCCAAGAAAACUCAAAAAGAAGAGCAUGGCUCACAGGCUGGGCCUGCUCAAGCACAAGGAAGUCCUUUCCGUUCAAUCAAUAUCCCUGAGCCUGUUCUUCCAAGUGAAGACUUCACAAACCUCUUGCCUUCUCAGGCCUAUGAAAAAGCCCAAGAGUCCAGAUCCAUGCAUAUAGGAGAUAGUAAUGUGAAGGGAAUGAUGGGUCCUGGAAUGAACCCAACAACUCCAGAAACAGAAGAAAACCUCAAGCCUUGCCUCACAGCCGAUAUCCAGUCUAAGGGCCAUGUGCCAUCUGGUGUGUGGAGGCAGCCGAAGGAUGGGAAAGAAUGGGGCGAGGAAUAUGUCACAAAAGACCACCCAGAUAAACUCAAGGAAGUUGGCCAGGGCAGACAUGGUUCCUUGGAAAAUGUUUUAUGUGAAACUUCUUUAGCUGCUAAAAGACAAACUGUGGCUCUGGAACUGCUUGAAUCAGAAAGAAAAUAUGUCAUUAACAUCUCUCUGAUCCUGAAGAUCAAGGCAACAUUCCAGGGGUCAGACGGAAAGAGGAAUUCCAAAGAGAGAAGCCUCUUCCCUGGCUCUUUACGGUACCUUGUCCAGCAGCACCUAGAUUUGCUUCAUGCUCUGCAGGAAAGGGUCCUGAAAUGGCCACGCCAAGGAGUCCUUGGAGAUUUAUUCCUGAAAUUAACAAAUGAUGAGAAUAAUUUCUUGGAUUAUUAUGUUGCCUAUCUGAGGGACCUGCCUGAAUGCAUCUCUUUGGUUCAUGUUGUUGUUCUGAAGGAGGGUGAUGAAGAGAUUAAAUCUGACAUCUAUACACUGUUUUUUCAUAUAGUCCAGCGCAUCCCUGAAUAUCUGAUACAUCUGCAGAACGUCCUGAAGUUCACAGAGCAGGAACACCCUGACUAUUACCUACUUCUGGUGUGUGUUCAGCGCCUUCGAGUGUUUAUCUCACACUACACCCUGCUGUUUCAAUGCAAUGAGGAUUUGCUUAUUCAGAAACGGAAAAAGCUCAAGAAGUCAUCCAUGGCGAAGCUGUAUAAAGGGCUGGCUUCCCAGUGUGCCAAUGCUGGGCAAGAUGCUUCCCCCACUGCAGGCCCUGAGGCGGUCCGUGACAGUGGGAUCCACUCAGAAGAGAUGCUGCAACCCUACUCUUCUGCUCCAAGUUCUGGCCCUGCUAUCACGCAUUUGAUGCCCCCCAUGAAGAAAAGCCAACAGCAGCAAAGCCUGAUGGACGGCAUGCAGCCCGGGAAGCCCGGCGACUGGGAGAUGGAGGGCCGGAAGCACGAGAGGCCCGAGAGCCUCCUGGCGCCGGCGCAGUUCUGCCCCGCCGAGCAGGACGUGAAGGCGCUCUCGGGGCCCCUGCAGUCCAUCCCGGAGAUGGACUUCGAGCCUUCGCCCGCCGAGCCCUCGCUGGGGAACGUGGAGCGCUCCCUGCGCGCCCCGGCCGAGCUGCUGCCCGACGCCCGCGGCUUCGCGCCCUCGGCCUACGAGGAGUUCGAGUAUGGCGGCGAGAUCUUCGCGCUGCCCGCGCCCUACGACGAGGAGCCCUUCCAGGCGCCGGCCCUCUUCGAGAACUGCUCGCCCGCCUCCUCCGAGUCCAGCCUGGACAUCUGCUUCCUGCGGCCCGUCAGCUUCGCCAUGGAGGCCGAGCGGCCGGAGCACGCGCUGCAGCCGCUGCCCAAGAGCGCCACGUCGCCGGCGAGCAGCAGCGGCGCCUACAAGCUGGAGGCGGCGGCGCAGGCGCACGGCAAGGCCAAGCCGCUGAGCCGCUCGCUCAAGGAGUUCCCGCGCACGCCGCCCGCCGAGGGCGUGGCCCCGCGCCUCUACAGCACGCGCAGCAGCAGCGGCGGCCGCGCGCCGCUCAAGGCCGAGCGCGCCGCGCAGGCGCACGGCUCGGCCGCCGCCGCCGCCGCCGCCGCCGCUGCCGCCGCCUCCCGCGGCGCGCCCAGGACCUACUUCCCCCAGCAGAGGUCCCAAAGCGAAAAGCAGACCUAUUUGGAAGUAAGGAGGGAGAUGCAUUUAGAAGACACCACCAGAUUCUGUCCAAAGGAAGAAAGAGAAAGUGAACAAACAUCUUUCAGCGAUCAAAACCCCAGGCAAGACCAGAAAGGGGGCUUUCGCAGCUCCUUCCGCAAGCUCUUUAAAAAGAAGUCCAGUGGAUCAGAAUACAGGGAAAAAACUAAUGAGAAUCCCUCAAUGGAUCCUUCACCCACCAAACAAGAUUUCUUCAGAAACCGACUUGCUCUUGCAAAUGACCUUGACCAAGGAACAGCUGUGUAAAACAUACUUAAAGUUGUAUUGUCAAGUGGUAAGAUGAGGAUCAAAAGCUUGUAUAUAUUUGUGUAGGAAAAAUAUAUAUAUUGGUGUAUAAAUCCCUGAGGAAAACUAAUAUAAAUACUUACAUAUGAAACUAAAUCAGCAUACAAACAAGACAUUGAAGAGAUGAAGAUUAGUCUAUGGUUGAGAACUGGCUUUUUGAACCUCAACACUUGGGGAAAGGGAAAUGAAGACUUUUCACAGUAUUAUAAAAAAACACACACAAUGAAUGUGGAGGAAAAUAAACGUUUGUAAGA
Eptesicus fuscus (big brown bat) is the source of this 3071-nucleotide messenger RNA. RefSeq names its product Rho guanine nucleotide exchange factor 33 (gene ARHGEF33). The record is from RefSeq and is a predicted model, not a curated record. The coding region runs from base 1 to 2778 and encodes 925 amino acids. Gene Ontology annotation, molecular function: guanyl-nucleotide exchange factor activity. Lineage: Eukaryota; Metazoa; Chordata; Mammalia; Chiroptera; Vespertilionidae. The transcript has 17 exons.